CCUGUCAUAGCUAAUCAAUUUCUUGUUAACUUUUUUAACUAAAUAACUAAUUAAUUAAAUGAACUGGGGGUGAAAAUCAAUAGACACGAAAUGGCUGGACGUUAAACGUUUCUUUUGACUGCCCAAGACUUCUGCACAGUACGUUGCAUACGGUAUUAUGAUGUAUAAACGAGCACCAGGAGAUUGCGGCCGAACUCGUUGAUGUGUAGGAACCUAAGUGAGGAGGUGUUUGUGUUCAGUCGGAAUGUUUCACAUGACGGACUUCGACGAAAGCACUACAUCGAAAAACAAAACCGGGAAAUAAGAAAAAAAAGAUCGAGAAGUUUUCGAUCAUGCCAGGCCUGACGGCCAUAGAGCGUGGUGGUUUUAAACAGAUUUUAGGUUUUCUGUCGGAGGCUGAUUUGCGGGGUCUUUGCGACACGGUAACCAACAGAAUGAUUGUGGUUGAAAACGCUAAAGAGGCAAUGGAGGCUGUAUUGGCGUACAGUCAGGAUGCUGAAGAGUUGCUAAAGCGUAAGAAGGUGCACCGAGACGUCAUUUUCAAGUAUCUGGCGGCCCAGAAUGUUGUCGUGCCACCCACGGCUGAGAAGAGUCAGCUAGUGAAGGCCACCCUUCAGCUAUGGCGCUCGGGGAAGGUGUCAAGGCCGGCCAUAGAAGAAAAGGAGGACAAUUCAAAUGUGAAGGUAUUUGAUUACUUGACUCUGGGGAAGGAGUUUUGUCUGUGGUUUUUCCAAGCUCUGAACUCUCAGAACCCUGCUAAAGGUCAGCCCCCUGAGCCCUGGGGUCCACAGCACUUCUGGGAGAAUGCAUGUCUGAAACUCCAGUCCACCAUGCAAGCGGAGCAGCUGGAUGAGUUCCAAGGGGCAGAACUGGUCAGCCUACGUCUCCUGGCCAUGGUUAGAGAGGAAAGACUUCUCUUUAACCCCAACCUUGAGCCCCAUGGCCUGAAAUGUGUGACCUCACCACACGGACUGGUGGUAGUGGCUGUGGCUGGGACCAUACAUAGAGAUUUGGUCUGUAUGGGCAUUUUUGAGCAGGUCUUUGGGCUCAUACGUUCCCCGUUUAACAAAAAGAACUGGAAGAUUAAAUCAAUCCAUUUGAAAAUAAGACAUUGUAACACACUCGGAGGAGAAAAUCUGUCAUCACCAGCUUUAACAUGCAACUCCAGUCAGCUACAACUCUACGGUGAGUGAGGGUUGUAUUUUCACGCCAUAAACUCUGUCUUCUUUUUCAAUGAAACAAAGCUGAAACUUUUAGUUCUGUUUGGCAUCUUUUUUAAUGGUUUUAUUCCUUUUAUUGUAAAAAUUUAGGGUUUAAGUUUUUCUCCAAAUUGUCGGCAUGAGAAUGUCGGCACAGCAAACGGCCUCGCUCCCUUAUUCAUACUUAUUAACUUGUUUUCUCAUUACCGUUUAUUAUUAAAGGCCCGUAAUAUAUAAGUUUAAACUCUUUUGACUUAAAAAUCAACUAGACAUCUCAUAACGCAUGUUUAUAAUUUCGUUACUGAAAUCUGUGGUGUUUAUAUAUGUUACGGAGUUGGGGAUCAUUGUCAAUAUUUCAAUGGCUAGUAUUGCAAUGUUUCGGAAGACAUCUGUGCGUAUGCAUGCAUCUCAUCUCCAGAUAUAUGGUUUGUGUAUUAUUUUAUGAGUAAUGCAAUGGCUAUUUAUCAAAAAUCUUUUUUUUUUUAAUUUUUUUUUUUAAAGAAUCCCUUUAGGUUAAAAACCAUUUAUUGCCAUUAAUAACCAAGUUAAAUGCCUGGCAUGACCCUUGUUGUAAAUAACAUUGUAAGUGCUGUUGUUUUUCGCCUUUAUCAGUUUGAAAUAAACAUUGAGACUGCAUAA
Molecule: messenger RNA, 1838 nt
Organism: Brienomyrus brachyistius
Lineage: Eukaryota; Metazoa; Chordata; Actinopteri; Osteoglossiformes; Mormyridae
Gene: cunh3orf38
Product: chromosome unknown C3orf38 homolog
Exons: 3
Coding region: 333-1193 (286 amino acids)
Source: RefSeq, a predicted model, not a curated record